Molecule: messenger RNA, 712 nt
Organism: Theobroma umbraticum
Lineage: Eukaryota; Viridiplantae; Streptophyta; Magnoliopsida; Malvales; Malvaceae
Product: mitochondrial import inner membrane translocase subunit TIM14-1-like
Biological process (GO): protein import into mitochondrial matrix
Cellular component (GO): PAM complex, Tim23 associated import motor
Molecular function (GO): ATPase activator activity
Source: RefSeq, a predicted model, not a curated record
CCGGGUCUUUUCCAUAUUAAUAGAAAAAAAACAAAAUUACCUAAAAACCCACCACAGCAAAACCCUAAACCUCAAAGAUUUAGAAACGGAAUGCAAAAAUCCAGAGACCUCUCAGACGCAUCAGAGAUGGUUGCUCCGUUAAUAGCCGGACUUGCGGUGGCAGCGGCUGCUUAUGCGGGUAGAUACAGUCUUCAAGCUUGGCAGGCGUUUAAGGCAAGGCCACCGACGGCUAGAAUACGAAGAUUUUAUGAAGGUGGGUUUCAGCCUAUUAUGACUAAGAGAGAAGCCGCUCUGAUUCUUGGUGUAAGAGAAAGUACUCCAGCAGAAAAGAUUAAGGAAGCACAUAGGAGGGUGAUGGUAGCUAACCAUCCAGAUGCUGGUGGAAGCCAUUACCUUGCAUCAAAGAUCAAUGAAGCAAAAGAUAUGAUGCUUGGGAAAGCCAAGGGUGGUAGCUCUGCUUUUUGAAGGAGACAUUGUCAUCACAUGUCCAGAUUGUUCACUUUGUGCAAAAAAUUUAUCAUCCCAAUACGCUAGAGCGAAAGAAGAGAGAAGAGUGUCUGUUCAAAUCAUUCUUUGGGAUCCAAUAGUUGUUAGACUAUUUGGGAAAACUAUUGAUUUUUGUAUCAAUUUGUUGAAAUUGGAGUUCAUAGAUAUCCUAGUUUGACAUGAAUGCUUGGAAGAAUAACAAGUUAUGAUGAUUGUAAUGGUUUUA